AUGCGCCGUGGUGUGGAUUGGAAAGCUGUGAAACGUCGGCUGGUUGCGGACAUAUUCUAUGGCGCCGCUUGGCUAUGGAGCGGAACCAUAAAUAUGGGCGCGUUGAGGCCGGACACCGGCGCGCCCAUGAUGUAUUGGCUUAAGGCGCUGUAUGCACCAGUCUCGGGCGAUCGCGAUGGCCUCGAGCGCCAUUGUCUCGUCGGAAGCUCUCCCUCCGCCCGGUUCCUGCGGCCUAGGACUCCUCUCUGUCUACGGAACGGCCGCAAGUGGCUAAUUGGCGGCGGGAGCGCUCGCAUAUUAGCGGCGCAAGCGGAGGCGGUGGCGGUGGCGUGUCGCGAGAUAUCACCAGUGAACGGCCCAUCGAGAGCGAUAAAUUCCUCCGGAGCGAACGCACCGGCAGUGCGGGAGGGGAGGGCGGAGACGCGCGGAGGUGCGUCUAUUUCCGUGGCGUUAUUUUUACCAAAUUCCGUGGCGCGGAAUGCUAUAUCUGACGCGCCUCCGUGGCCGGCUGGGUGCACCACAUCGCCCCACCCCACACUACCUCACGCCACCAUGCUCCUGAGGGUUGAUUUAAUUAGCGGAAACGGCGCGGGGCUCGGGUUACCACAAGCACGCCUUUUAUCGCCGACGGAUGGGCCGGGGAAUGCCGUUGGAAGACUUAUGCCCGUUUUCACCAUCGAUCCC
Molecule: messenger RNA, 684 nt
Organism: Iphiclides podalirius (scarce swallowtail)
Lineage: Eukaryota; Metazoa; Arthropoda; Insecta; Lepidoptera; Papilionidae
Source: the annotation of a GenBank genome assembly